Schistocerca nitens (vagrant locust) is the source of this 3218-nucleotide messenger RNA. RefSeq names its product geranylgeranyl transferase type-1 subunit beta (gene betaggt-I). Bases 159 to 1220 code for a protein of 353 amino acids. Gene Ontology annotation, biological process: protein geranylgeranylation. The transcript is spliced from 7 exons. Gene Ontology annotation, molecular function: CAAX-protein geranylgeranyltransferase activity. Gene Ontology annotation, cellular component: CAAX-protein geranylgeranyltransferase complex. Lineage: Eukaryota; Metazoa; Arthropoda; Insecta; Orthoptera; Acrididae. The record is from RefSeq and is a predicted model, not a curated record.
GUUUGUUUUGAUGCGCGGAAUGCGGCGUGUUGAACAAUAACUUGCGAUUUUUCUGUGUGUGUGUGUGUGUUGUUUUCGAUAUCGUUCGUUGACGAUUUUAAUUGUGAUUUGUUUGUGGUAAUAUGUUAUGAACGGUGUUAACUUACCACACAUCUAAAAUGAUUUGUGAUGAAUCGGAAAACCAGUUAGCAAGAAAGCAACAUAUUCGCUAUUUGCUUCGCCAUCUCGAUAUUCUGCCUUCACGGUUAGCAUAUCAUGAUGCUGCUAGACUGACAAUUUUGUUUUUUGCACUCUCCGGAUUGGACGUUUUAAACGCACUAGAUGAAUUGAGUGAGGAAAAAAAGAAACACAUAAUAAACUGGAUUUACAGCCUUCAGGUCGUACCGCAAGAGACAGACGACAAAGAAAGCUGGAAGCGAUGCGGUUUUCAGGGUUCGUCUACACUAAACUUUUCGCGCGACAGCAGCGAUUGCUCAGGGCCAUACGUGUGUGGACAUUUAGCAAUGACAUAUACAGGUCUUGCAGCACUUAUUAUUCUUGGUGACAAUUUGUCUCAAGUGAAUAAGAAAGCAAUUAUUGCUGGUAUAAAGGCUUUGCAACAAGAGGAUGGUAGCUUUUGCGCAACACUUUCCGGCAGUGAAAGUGACAUGAGGUUUGUCUAUUGUGCUGCCUGCAUCUCUUACAUGCUAAAUGAUUGGUCUGGAAUGGAUGUAGAAAAAACUAUCUCAUACAUCUUAGAUAGUAUGUCAUAUGAUGGUGCAAUUGGCCAAGGGCCUGAUCUUGAAAGCCAUGGAGGAACUACAUUUUGUGCUGUUGCUGCCUUGGCUCUGAUGGGUGAGCUUGAUAGAAAAAUUAGUCCCAUUCAGCGUUCAAGAUUGAAGAAAUGGCUGCUGAUGCGUCAGGUGACAGGAUUUCAGGGACGCCCAAAUAAACCCGAUGACACGUGUUAUUCUUUCUGGGUUGGAGCUUCAUUGAAGAUACUUGGGGUUUUUAAUAUGAUCUCAUACAAGCCUAACCGAUUCUACAUACUUUCUACACAAGACAGAAUUGUUGGCGGUUUUUCGAAAUGGAUUGACACAACUUCAGAUCCAAUGCACACUUACUUAGGUCUUUGUGGCCUUAGCCUUAUGGAUGAAGAGCUGCUAUUACCUGUUGAGCCCAGACUUAAUAUCACGCAGCGGGCGUUUGCUACACUUAAGAAGAUUCAUGAAGAGUGGUAGAAUGAGCAGCAUAAAUUCUGCUUCAUUAUAUGUGUAUUAGCUGUGCUAGACACAAGGGUACCAAAGUCCAAGUGGUGUUCUUUUUGUAUGAUGAUUGGCAUACUGUAAUUUUUUCAUGAAAAGUGCUUGAAUUUUGAAUUCUAUGGUAAGUACUUUUAGUUUGUGCUCAUGGCUGAUGCCUGUUUUAAAUGAAGCAGUAGCAUUUGCAUCAUAUGUAAACACACAAUUGCCUAAUUAUCCCUGAGAUAUUAUAUAGACCAAAUUUCAUGAAUUUAUAGGCUUUUGUGUCUCGGUUUAUUACUGAAGUCACUUGGAACCCAUUUGAACUGAGUCACAUCAGUGACUUCUAUAGCAAAAGACAAAUUUCUUUGAGACAUUUUUGUACUGUGAAAAGAAAAACUGUGUUUACUUCUUUUCCAAGAGCUGCUUUUGUGUUGUUCCUAUGGUGCUAUUUUCCCCCACAGAAAAAGUAAGCAUUGAAUUUAUCAACUGUGAGUUUCAUUUUAUGGUUGAAUUACAAUCUGUGAUUCCUUUGUAAUCCUAACAGCCAUAUUAGUUUGUAUAAUGAAUGAAAAGAUUUAGUAGGCAUGUUACAAAAAUCUCUGUAUUCCAUUUAAUUGAACAAGGAUUGUAAUUGGUAUUUAAGAGACACAGGAAAUUUUGAUUGGUUUUAAGCUAUGCAGACUAUUAUCAGUACUUGUAUAACAUUAAGCUAACUAUGAUUUACAUCAGAACACUGCAUAGCUGUGUACAUAGAGCUAUUGCAGUCUCCCAUUGUAUUUUAGUAGAUACUUAUGUAGAUGAUGAAACUUGCUGAUAAACAGGCAUUUGAUUAUUCUGUGGUAUGACUUUUACAUGGGUAAUUACUUAAGCAGCAAUUUGAUCACUGUUUGGUAUUAGCAUCUGAUUAGUGUCCAUUUGUGGGAAUGAAAUAAUGUUUAUAAGCUUUAUGCAUUUUUUCCUUUUUCCUGAUUUUUUAAAGGAAGCUUUUCGUAAGCUAUGAGGACAAGAAAACUAAUUAGAUUCUGUCUGCUUCAGUUAGUCAGUAUGAUUCUCAUGAGGGUGCUGAGGAACUGAUAUAAAAGAUUUUCAUUCAUCAGAUGACACACUGUGGACCAUGAGAGCCCAAAGCACAGGCACAAAGUAUUGAGAAAAGAGAUGUUAGGAAAAUCGUAUUUAUAGACAAACCACCACUCUCUUAGGUCUGAACUGUUUUUUUAACCAAGUCUCAACUUCUGUUAUUACCUAUGAAAAAAAUAAUGUGCCCAUUUUAUGGUAUGAAGUAUUAAUUAAUAUUUAGGAUUAUUUUUAUUAUUAAUGUUAAAGCUCAAAAUUUCCUUGUGGAGGGUAGUGACAAUAGUGUUGUUUGACAAUUGUAAAGUUUGUAAUUAAUGUGAAACUAGAAUUAGGACAUUUAGAACAGAUAAUGAAUGCACCAUAUACAUAAUUAUGACCUGUUCCAACACUUCAUGUUCCUCAAUAUCAUCAUUGUCAUUAAGCACAUUCUGUGGUUUGACAUUCAAUUAAAACUGCCACUAUUCCUCCAAUUACGAAAUGCUACUGCUAUGUACAUGAUGUAGACACUAAAUUAUGUUGGAAAUGCUGGAUGACACUUGAGCACUGCAGAGUAACAAAAUAAUGCUUUGUGCUUUGGGCCUAUAUGCAGAUGAAUAUCUGAGAAAUGGGUGAGGCGUAUUUUUAUUAAUCUUCAUGUUCACAAUGUGGGUCUACUGAUAGAGAUAAAGCUGAUUCACCAUAAGAGCAAUAGAUGGCAGGAACAUGCCUACUUGCUAUAAUCUAAAAGUCAGUAACAGUGUGCUUUAGCCCCUUAUGGUUCUCAUUACUUCAGAUGUAAUGAGUUAUUGUGAUUAUGUGCAACAUUUUGUUUGGAAGUUUCAUUAGUUACUAUCCAGAUGCUAUUUCUUAUGUACAGUGUGACAGUAGGUGUUUUAAGUUUAUGCAUUCUCUUUACAAUGUAGUUGUGAGAAGUUCUGUAAA